Molecule: messenger RNA, 2909 nt
Organism: Hypomesus transpacificus
Lineage: Eukaryota; Metazoa; Chordata; Actinopteri; Osmeriformes; Osmeridae
Gene: stxbp6l
Product: syntaxin binding protein 6 (amisyn), like
Exons: 7
Coding region: 183-1088 (301 amino acids)
Source: RefSeq, a predicted model, not a curated record
GACCCACCGUUGUGUCGCCUUGUGCUCAAGGCACGCCAUUGUGGUGUGCGGUGCGAGUUUUAGCUGCAACCGCAGUUUUAGGAAAGGUCGUUUAACGUUUAACCGAGAGAAACUUCGGCUUUUUAAAUUGUGAUUAUUUGAUAAACUCUUGACUUCUUGUUAACCACAACAGAACUUCAAACAUGACGAUCCAGUCAGCCAUCAACAAAGAGGUUUUUGUCCCUCGUGAUGAACGGAUGCUGGUUGCUGUGGAGGUGAAGAGGAGAAAGAGGAAAAGAGUACCCUUCCUCCCCACAGGAGGAAAGGGGGAUUAUGCUACAUACAUCUGCCUGUCAGUGACCAAUAAGAGGCCAGCUCAGCUCCUCGUGACCAAGGUCAAGAAGUUUAGUGGCUCUUCCUCCUUUACCAGGCGCUCUCAGUGGAUCAUUGAGCAGCUUCGCCAGGUCAAUGGCAUCAACUCCAACAAGGACUGUCCAGAAUUUGAUCUCGUGUUUGACAAUGCCUUCGACCAGUGGAUGGCCAGCUCAGCAGCUGAGAAGUGCAUCUUCAUCCAGAUUAUGUACCAUGCCUGUCAGACCUACUGGCAGGGCAAGGAGGGCAGAGUGGCCCAAGAAAGCAAGGCGAGCAGGGAGGGCCAAGGUGCCCAGGUGGGCACUGUGGCCAGGGAAGGUGUGCUGCAGGAGGAUGUAGAGGGCCAAAGCACUCUACUGCAUCCAAAAGGUCAAAAGACUCCUGGCCAGAAGAAAAGCAAAACUGGGCUCAGAAAAACAGAGUUUGUCAACUGUCAGUCUAAACUGACCGGAGACGCCUGCACCAUGAACCUGGUCAUCUAUCGCUGCAGGGUCUUCUUUAAACGUAUGAAGAACAUGGUCUCAAACCAAGGGCGCCCUCUGAGCAGAGGUUUCCAGUCCCCUGGUGACCAGAGGCUCCCGAGGAGCAGCGUGGGUAGUGUAGUUCAGAAGGCCAGCCUGACUCUGACGGAGCGCGGCAGGAGACUGAGCCGUGCUGAGGACAAGACUGUGGACCUUAUGUACAGAGCCCAUCAGUUUGCAGACACUGCCCACAAGCUGUCCCUGAAGAAGAACUAGAGGUUUCCUCCUGUUGGGUCCAGAGUGAAGUCAUUGUCAUGUAUUUUACUAUACCUAAUCACUUAUUCUGCUAACAUUGGCUGAGGACCAGCCUGAACCUAAUGGACAUCCUAGAAGAAGUCUCCUCGUCUUAAACUGCAUCAACAACUGUCUCUGUCCAGUGGAAAAUCACAGGACUUUUAUAUAGGCAGUCAAGAAGACGAGUCAGAAGACCCCAGCUUGAUAUUCCAGCUACUGACCUUUCACCUCUUGGAGAAAUCUUCGGGAUCCUUUUAAACUUGCAACUGUUCAACCAUGGGGUGGCUAGACAUAGUUGAUACACUAGGUGGCGCCGAUGUGUUACAAUGCACCAACUGUAUGCUCGUCCCUUUGCAGUAUGUUGCCAUGUUAACCUCCGGUUUGAUGGAAGGUGUUGUCGAAGUUGUAAGGAAUGCUGUUACAGGUUGCCUUCCGAGUUUUGAUGAUUGACAUGGGUCCAGUUUGUGGUCUCUAAAGUGGAUCAUUCUAAACCAGCUACAGUAGUUUAUUUCUGACUCUUCUGUGUUGUCUUAAAUAUGCAAGUCAUGGUUUUGAUAUGAAGCUGUCUUGGUGACACACUACAUGUGGCAAUGCUGCUUGUUCUUUUCAUAGGCAGAGCGAGAGAAAAGGGAUUACAGUAAUUCAGAGUGAAGCAUUUUAAUUGUUAUUUUAAACACUUAAUUUUUGGGAAAGAACUAACUUGAACCAUUUGAAUUAUGCAAUUUGGUUUAUUGUCAGUAUUGGCACAGCAGUUGAAGAGAACCAGUACUACUGGAAAGGUGGUAGUGGAGGAAAGUGGAAUUGCAUGGUUGAUAAUGCACUGUGGUUUGUCUUUCAGUUCCUUCAACUCACUUCAAUUACAUUGCAGGAAGCACCUUAAGUCUCUCACAAUUUUUUUGAAAAUGGACUAAGUCCAAUGCCCUUUCCCUGUUUUGUAAAACAAAAUGAACCUUUUGAGUAGCCUGAGUUAAAAGUGUUUUUGUCAUGUCUUGUCUAUUCUGAUUUUUUUAUCUGUAGGUCUAUGGUUGCUGUUGUCUUUUCCAUGUGUCUUGUCUCUUAAAUGUGAGUCUUUGAAUUGUUACGAAUUUCUUACUUUUCAUGAAAUUCGGUCCAUGUCUGAGAGUGCAAGUGAAAUGCUGGAGUUGGGUAUGUGGAACUGGGUUAGACCAACUAUAAUGGUAUGGAAGGAAUAGCAAGGGCCAGGGUGAGUGGAGGAAUGGAACCCCUGAAGGGGUUUUUGCUGAGGCCCUGUAGACAGGUGCUAGUGGGAGUGUUUUCUAGCUAUAGUUGAACUGGACUUCUGAUGAUUAAUUUCCAAGACCAUAUUACCGUGUAUGCUUAAUCUGCUUUACGAAUGCUGUGUUACAGCCCCCCCGCCCCCCCCUCAACACCAAUCCUUUAGGAAUAGUGACCCUUUAAUUGGGCUUUUACUGAGCUGUUUGUAAUGGAUACAGUUGAUAGAAACAAUAAUGGUCAAUGAUUACAGAUAAUUCAAGGCUUGUUUAGAAGGCUCCUAUGUUGUUGACUGUAAAUUGUGGAAACUAAUGAAACACUUGUCUUGAUCAUGGUUUCUUUGUUACUCAUUCUGGUGGUGAAGCUUAAUUAAUACUGUCUAGUGUUCAAUUGGGAAGCUGCAAAAGCAAAGACCUGCUUUUCUAAUUCUUUAAUUCUUAUUUUCUGUACUGGCUCUGGCACUAGCAUGUGUCUGUGGCACAUGUGGCAACUAUUUGAUAUGUUAAUGAUAAGAAAGCUCUUGCCCAGCCUUUAAUUAGAAAGUUCAAUUUUGCUAAAUCUCUUUGAUCC